Odontomachus brunneus is the source of this 3108-nucleotide messenger RNA. It is a transcript of the gene Dsor1, whose product is annotated as dual specificity mitogen-activated protein kinase kinase dSOR1. The transcript is spliced from 8 exons. The record is from RefSeq and is a predicted model, not a curated record. Gene Ontology annotation, biological process: protein phosphorylation. The coding region runs from base 399 to 1646 and encodes 415 amino acids. Lineage: Eukaryota; Metazoa; Arthropoda; Insecta; Hymenoptera; Formicidae. Gene Ontology annotation, molecular function: protein kinase activity; ATP binding.
UUUAUAGAGCGUAUACAUUCUGAAGCGCGACUACCAUAACUUCGGGCGUUCGCCAAAUCAUUUAUGACGGUUAUUGCGGGCUGACAGCGCACUUGACAGCCAUGACAGCUCGCUUUUAUCAGUAACACCACACCGAGUUUCGUGCGAAUCCAACUCGCCUUCAUGAAUUUGUCCGGAAUACGCGCGAUGAAUGCGAAUCCAAGACUCGCGCGAGCGUUGUGAUUCGCGCGUAGUAGCGGCACAUCGACAAGACACGGUAAAGUUCGCGCACAACGUUGUUGAGAGGUCUUACAUGAUCCGCAAGUGCGCGUUGCUGACAAGUGGUAACCUCCUCCUCGCUCAGUGCAACGCACACAUCACGUUCGUUCUCGACGCACUUUUAAACGGCCGAUUACCAAAUGUCAAAGAACAAACUCAACUUAACGCUACCACCUGGCUCGAUUGAACCAGCACCAGCAGUAUCACCGUCGCCGCCGGUUCCACCCUUGCCCACAUACUCGGAACCACCAGUGAUACCCGACGGUGUGAUGGGUAGAAUGAAUAUUGAUGUUAUUCAAGAGCGAUUCGAGGAACUAGAAAUGGACGAGGAGCAGAGGAAACGAUUAGAGAGCUUUCUGGGACAGAAAGAGAAAGUUGGAGAGUUGUGUGAUGAGGAUUUUGAGAAGUUGGGUGAAUUGGGCGCCGGUAAUGGUGGCGUUGUUAUGAAAGUCAGGCACAAAAAGUAUGGUCUCAUAAUGGCAAGAAAGCUGAUACACUUAGAAGUAAAGCCAGCUAUUAAAAAGCAAAUAAUCAGAGAAUUAAAAGUACUUCACGAAUGUAACUUCGCGCAUAUAGUGGGAUUUUAUGGCGCUUUUUACAGUGACGGAGAGAUUAGCAUAUGUAUGGAAUAUAUGGAUGGUGGGUCUUUAGACUUGAUAUUGAAAAAAGCAGGACGAAUUCCAGAACCUAUUCUAGGCACAAUCACAUCUGCUGUCCUCAAAGGCUUGAGUUACUUGCGGGACAAACACGCUAUAAUGCAUCGUGACGUGAAGCCGAGCAACAUUUUGGUCAACAGCGCAGGAGAGAUUAAGAUCUGUGAUUUUGGUGUUUCUGGGCAAUUGAUUGAUUCGAUGGCUAAUUCGUUCGUCGGCACACGAAGUUAUAUGUCGCCAGAGAGACUACAAGGGACACAUUACUCGGUACAGAGCGAUAUCUGGUCAUUGGGAUUAUCACUCGUCGAAAUGGCGAUCGGCCAGUAUCCUAUUCCGCCACCGGACGAGAAGACCUUAGCCUCUAUAUUCGGCCCACAGGCGUGUCAGCCGCCCGCGGAAAAUUGCGCGACAAACAGCGUGCCCACACCGACUACUCAGUCACCAGGACACAGCGCAAGCAGUCCAAGACCCAUGGCCAUAUUCGAGCUGUUGGACUACAUAGUCAACGAGCCGCCCCCGAAACUACCGCCCGGAGUAUUUAGCGACUCUUUUACGGAUUUCGUCGAUCGCUGUCUGAAGAAGAAUCCAGCCGAGAGAGCAGACUUGAAAACACUAAUGAAUCACGAAUGGAUAAAGAAAGCAGAGUCGGAGAACGUGGACAUCGCCGGAUGGGUGUGCCGCACGAUGGACUUGCAGCCGACUACGCCAACGCGCUUAGCAAACGUGCAGUCCUGAAUAGAUGUAACUCUUACAUACUUGGCUACGUAUAUGCGCGUUCGGUAUUCCUAAGUCACUCUUAAGUUUAUCUUAGGUUCUACUUCGGUCGGACAGUGGCGUUUAUCCGUUGUACUCCCUUCGGUAGCGGUAUCUUUUUAACGAAAUUAACGCAUCGAGAUUCGGUGCGUUCGGUCGUGCGACCGUUCGCGUCGCCAAUUGUUCUCGAGCAGAGCGUCGAGCACCGAGCGACUCGUGGUUACGUGGAAUUUCCCCGCAGAAACGGUUGUUAGGACCAAUCGAUCAUAAUACACCGUGUUACGUCAUCUGACUCGUCGCUCUUUUGAUUUCACGGGAAGAAGCGUAAUUCAGGCGUAAUAUAUAGGUAACACGAUCUCGGCAAUAUUAUCGUUGAGAGCUACAUCGUCGUUGAGAUGAUUAUUUGCACGCAGCACGCCACUGUACCAAGUAUUAAUUUCGAAGGUUUCACUUUUAUGUGUUCGUUUUAUGCUUCUGUUGAAAGUAUGUAAGACAAGAAGAGAGUAUAUCGCAAUAUAAGUUUAUUAUAUUAGAGACUCAUGGGCAAAUUGUGUUCCCCGUGAUACGAUAUUUAGGAUACACGAAUGAGCAUCGAACUUAUAAAAGAGAGAAAGAGAGAGAGAGAGAGAGAAAAUAUUGAGAAAGAAGAAAACAAGAAAAGAAAAAUUGAGUAGAUCAAGUUACUUGUAUAACAUUUGUACCUGACAUCCGUAGAAGCGUUAUUUACACAAUCAAAAACUAUUCUAUCGUCACGUUGAACUGUUGUUUUUUCUUAACAAUGCAUGGCUGCGAUUAAGCGUGAUUUUGAGUCUUAUUUUCGUUCUUCUACACAAACGAGACACGUCUCUCACCGCGGUGACUCAUUUAAAUAGAGGACAAAAGGAAAAGACAAUGCGAGAGGAACGUUUCCACGAUAUAGAUUAGACGCUGCGAAUUGAUUCAUACGCGAUUAUCGAAUUCUUGCGAAUUCUUAUAGUGAUACGAAUCCAGAUAUUGUAACGGACUCCUUCGGUACAUCGACAGAUGUACAGAACGAGAUGCUUGAUACAAUUUUUCACGUAAUCGCGGCCUUAUAUUACGAAUAAUACUUCGUAACACGGUUUGAAUACUUCGUAACACGGUUUGAUCUACAUUCACAUACUCUGUAGUAUUUAACUGUGAAUCCUUUUGCUGCAAAGGAUAAACAGUCACGUCGCAUCACCAUCUUAUCGGUCGACAGUUUGAGGAGUCUCGUUUGAGUUUCGGCGAGAGGAUUGACCAUUAGUGUAUAACUUAAGUGCACCACGAAUCUGUUCGUGUGCAGUUCUUACAAAGUGCAUUUGAAAAGUAUCGAGCUACUCCGUGGUUACCAGUGUAAGUUAACUUGAGAUUCACGAAUAUUCGAAGAGUUGCUACAACGGAGGGGUCUUUCAUUUCGCCGUUAUCUCUCAUGUUAUAUGUGUCA